CUGACGCAUCAUUGUGCGCGAGAAGGCGACAUAGUCUUUAUAUAUGUCUACGGUCCAGUCAAUGUGAUCCAUGAUCAUUUAGGUAACCACAGAGCUGUUGUGCAUACGUGUGAGCAGACAUGUCACCUAAAGAGGACUGUAAAGUGAAGGAGAGUCCCGUGGAAAAAAGCUACAGGACGCCAGGGCUUAGGGGUGCGAGGACUACCUCACUGUUCCGAGCGGUCAACCCUGAGCUCUUCAUCAAACCUAAUAAACCAGUGAUGAUGUUUGGACUGGUGACCAUGACUCUCUGUAUUGGAUACCUGGGCUAUCUGCACGCAAUGAAAGAGAAUGACCAGCAGCUUUAUGAAACCAUCAACAGUGAAGGGGAGAGAUGCACGAGGAGGAAGACGUCCAAAUGGGAGUGAUGGCUCAUCAUUUUCUAAAGUACUCUUGAGUGUGUUUGUGGGUGUGUUGAUGUGCUGUAAGAACACAGUGAAUUAAAAACCUGACUUGACUCAA
This is a messenger RNA of Limanda limanda (common dab), 501 nucleotides long. It is a transcript of the gene smim8, whose product is annotated as small integral membrane protein 8. The record is from RefSeq and is a predicted model, not a curated record. The coding region runs from base 120 to 407 and encodes 95 amino acids. The transcript has 2 exons. Lineage: Eukaryota; Metazoa; Chordata; Actinopteri; Pleuronectiformes; Pleuronectidae.